UUUGACAUUCCUGCAGCAGUUAGAGCAAGGGUUAAAAUGGCUCCUGCUGAGUGGUGGAAGAUGUAUGGAGGACAUACACCACAUUUGCAAAUUGUUGCCAUUAAGGUACUAAGCUUGACGUGUAGCUCAUCUGGUUGUGAGCGUAAUUGGAGUACCUUUGAGCAUAUUCACUCAAAGAAGAGAAGUAAGCUUGAGCACCAAAAGCUUCAAGACUUGGUUUUUAUUAAAUAUAAUCAAGCUCUUCAAGAACGCUUUGAGUGUCAAGAUCCAAUUGAUCCAAUUGCUUUGAAUGAAGUUGAUGAUAACAAUGAAUGGAUGUUGGGAGAAGAAAAUGAUGAGGAUGAAUUUGAAGAUGACUUGGUGUUUGAUGAUGAUGUUUUGACUUGGAGAGAUGUUGCCCAAGCAAGUGGUGCCGGUGAACCUUUGAAAUACACUAGGAGACAAACACAAGUGAACAAGACAUCAACAAUUGCAUCUACAUCCAAGAAAGAUAAAGGAAAAAAAGUGAUGGAAGUACUAGAAGACGAGGAUGAUGAUGUAGAGGAAGAAGAAGAAUAUAAUUCUAAUGCUAGUGGGAGUGAUGAAUUUGAGGGAGAGGAAGACUUUAAUCUUGAUGAGGAAGAAGAUUAAACUAUAAUGUUUAAUUUUUUACUUACUUAGAGCUUUAACACUUUGUUUUGGAGACAUUUUAUAUUAUGUAUUGUUUGAGUACUAUGAACUUUUAAUUAUUAAAAAUGUUUAAUGCAUGAAUUUAGAGUUAUUUUUUUGUUUUUUUUAGCUUUUAUAUAUAUAUUAUUAAUUAUUUAAUAUAUAUAAAUUAAUAUUUAAAUAGCGGUUAUCCCGCUCCGCGUCAUCCCGCUAUCCCAGUUUUGGGGUCGGCCGCUCCGCGCCGCUAUCCGGGAUUGACUACUAUGAACUAAUUGAGAGGGUGAGAAAAGUGAAAACCUCAUUCUCUAAUUUGUAUAUUCUAAUUUAUAUCAGGGUAGAUGAGUAAUCAUAUCAUGUUAUAAAACUUAAUUAUAAAAGUUGAAGAACUAUAUAUAUCAUAUUAUAAUUAUGCAGUGUAACUACCCCAGAACUAGUGCUUCCUUGAGCAAUAAUUCUUUCUUGAAGCGAUCUAUAUUGAAUUGUGAAUAUGAAUAUUAUAUUUGUAGCGAUUUUACUUUUCGUAAGCUAGAAUACUAUAUGCAAGUAGAGGAGUAAACCAGCAAUACCAAUCGGUGUUUGGUCCAAGCUUUGUAGCUAUUAAUGUAAGAUAACAGUAGCAAGAUUAAUGAUCCCUACAAGCGUUGACAGUGUUGAUUUAUAAUUACUUUUUUUCUUGUCAUUUGUAAUAGCAUGACAGUAUGUGAUCGGCCAUAACAAUGUCCACGUAGACAAGAAGUUUAUUUGCUCUUGGCUCAAACUUCAAAGAAACGAAUCUCGACAAAAAAGGUUCUCUUGCUCUUGGUUCGAACUUGAAAGUCAAAGGAACAAAUCUUUUUCUAUGCAGCCUCAUUCAUCAAAUUAAAAUUACCUUCCACUUAUUUAAAUGGUAUAACAAAGUGUUAAGUUGAUUUUUCAGAACCGGACAAAAAUCAUAGUUCAGUCUUCAAAGUAGCAUGUUACAGGAAAUUAAAAUAGAGAAAUAUGAUCAUGCAUGCAUGUAGCGGAAUUUGUGGGCGUUACAGAUAAGACACUACCCUUAUUCUGGUGGGUGGGUACGUGAGUCCAGUG
Messenger RNA from Cajanus cajan (pigeon pea), 1716 nucleotides. NCBI's taxonomy places the organism in Eukaryota, Viridiplantae, Streptophyta, Magnoliopsida, Fabales, Fabaceae. The record is from RefSeq and is a predicted model, not a curated record.